Molecule: messenger RNA, 450 nt
Organism: Myxocyprinus asiaticus (Chinese sucker)
Lineage: Eukaryota; Metazoa; Chordata; Actinopteri; Cypriniformes; Catostomidae
Product: small integral membrane protein 36-like
Exons: 2
Coding region: 157-450 (97 amino acids)
Source: RefSeq, a predicted model, not a curated record
CAUGUUCAUAACAUCAUUCUGACAUGGUUCUUGGUUGUGUGGGAAGGAGGAGGCGGGAGCCGGGUGAACAUCCAAGCUGUGUGUGAUUUAUUCUCAGACAGCUCAGGAUCGGUCUCAGUUCUGUGCUGUCUUCUUUGGCCCUGUACCGCCACCACCAUGAGCUUCAUCGCGGAUGAUGUGGAGAUCGACCCGGUCACACUCAACCUCAUCAUCCUCAUCGCCAGCUAUGUCAUCCUGCUUCUGGUGUUCCUCAUCUCCUGUAUCCUGUAUGACUGUCAGGGCAAAGACCCCACGAAAGAGUACGCACCUGACCCGGUGCCCAACGUCAACUCCGCUCCCAUCCGGCUGGUGGUCAUGCAGAGCUCGCCCGCCAACGCUCGGUGGGACCAGAACAAGAUGGUGACCACCUAUGAGCCACCCGGCACUGAGAAAAAGAGUACUUUGGUUUGA